Mus caroli (Ryukyu mouse) is the source of this 1959-nucleotide messenger RNA. RefSeq names its product estrogen related receptor beta (gene Esrrb). Gene Ontology annotation, cellular component: nucleus. Gene Ontology annotation, biological process: regulation of DNA-templated transcription. Gene Ontology annotation, molecular function: zinc ion binding; nuclear steroid receptor activity; steroid binding. NCBI's taxonomy places the organism in Eukaryota, Metazoa, Chordata, Mammalia, Rodentia, Muridae. The record is from RefSeq and is a predicted model, not a curated record.
CUACUCAAGAAGCCAUUGUCUUCCCCGCUCCCACAGUACUUGCUAACCCUGGUCCUCCCCCUUUGCCCAUACAUGACACAUCCCCUUUCUCGCGCCCGUAGGUGACUACGAAGCUUGCAUGGGGCUCUGUGGAGUUGGACGUCCAGAGGUUUUGGCUGUUUUGCUUGAGACCUGGUUAUGGUUGUGGGAUUUUUUUUUCUUUUCUGUCAGCUGCCUGUUAUAUCAAUCACGGAGUCGGGAUCUAUUUAUAGUUUGAGAGUACUGUGUCCUUAGUCACAAAGAGACACAGACAGGGGACUGUCAGCUGGUGUUGGAGGAGCCAAGCAACGAGUCAUGAGCCACUGGAACACCUGAGGGUAACCUUUCCUUCCUCGCAGCCCGGUCCUCCAGCCAGCCCAACCAUAAACGUGAACCUGGUGGGCCAUCACCUUUCCUAUACGAAUAUCAGCACACCUCUCUAUGAGACCUUCCUCUCUUGGAGGCUAUCUCCCUUCCUUCUCUAGGCUGCUGAACCGAAUGUCGUCCGAAGACAGGCACCUGGGCUCUAGCUGCGGCUCUUUCAUCAAGACGGAGCCAUCCAGCCCGUCCUCGGGCAUUGAUGCCCUCAGCCACCACAGCCCCAGCGGCUCGUCGGACGCCAGUGGUGGCUUUGGCAUGGCCCUGGGCACCCACGCCAACGGUCUGGACUCGCCGCCUAUGUUCGCAGGUGCGGGGCUGGGAGGUAACCCGUGCCGCAAGAGCUACGAGGACUGUACUAGUGGUAUCAUGGAGGACUCGGCCAUCAAGUGCGAGUACAUGCUUAACGCCAUCCCCAAGCGCCUGUGCCUCGUGUGCGGGGACAUUGCCUCUGGCUACCACUACGGAGUGGCCUCCUGCGAGGCUUGCAAGGCGUUCUUCAAGAGAACCAUUCAAGGAAACAUCGAGUACAACUGCCCGGCCACCAACGAAUGUGAGAUCACCAAACGGAGGCGCAAGUCCUGUCAGGCCUGCCGAUUCAUGAAAUGCCUCAAAGUGGGGAUGUUGAAGGAAGGUGUGCGCCUUGACCGAGUGCGAGGGGGCCGCCAGAAGUACAAGCGACGGCUGGAUUCGGAGAACAGCCCCUACCUGAACCUGCCGAUUUCCCCACCUGCUAAAAAGCCAUUGACUAAGAUCGUCUCGAAUCUACUGGGGGUUGAGCAGGACAAGCUGUAUGCUAUGCCUCCCAACGAUAUACCCGAGGGAGAUAUCAAGGCCCUGACCACUCUCUGUGAAUUGGCAGAUCGGGAGCUUGUGUUCCUCAUUAACUGGGCCAAGCACAUCCCAGGCUUCCCCAGUCUGACACUUGGGGACCAGAUGAGCCUGCUGCAGAGUGCCUGGAUGGAGAUUCUCAUCUUGGGCAUCGUGUACCGCUCGCUCCCGUACGAUGACAAGCUGGCAUACGCCGAGGACUAUAUCAUGGAUGAGGAACACUCUCGCCUGGUAGGGCUGCUAGACCUUUACCGAGCCAUCCUGCAGCUGGUGCGCAGGUACAAGAAGCUCAAGGUAGAGAAGGAAGAGUUUAUGAUCCUCAAGGCCCUGGCCCUCGCCAACUCAGAUUCGAUGUACAUUGAGAACCUGGAAGCGGUGCAGAAGCUCCAGGACCUGCUGCACGAGGCGCUGCAGGACUAUGAGCUGAGCCAGCGCCACGAGGAGCCGCGGAGGGCCGGCAAGCUGCUGCUGACGCUGCCCCUGCUGAGGCAGACAGCCGCCAAAGCCGUGCAACACUUCUACAGCGUGAAACUGCAGGGCAAGGUGCCCAUGCACAAACUCUUCCUGGAGAUGCUGGAGGCCAAGGUGUGAUGGCCCAGCACACGAACGGAUGGACACACGGACACGAUCCAAGUGGAGACCUCCACAGCCACUAGCCUCGACUUUUUUCACACCCGCAUCGGGGCUCUGAGCUGUCCCAGAAGAAGGGGUCUUCUUGCUUCCUGGCCAAGU